Messenger RNA from Purpureocillium takamizusanense, 1971 nucleotides. RefSeq names its product Lysophospholipase. Gene Ontology annotation, biological process: glycerophospholipid catabolic process. The record is from RefSeq and is a predicted model, not a curated record. The transcript is spliced from 4 exons. Bases 53 to 1954 code for a protein of 633 amino acids. Gene Ontology annotation, cellular component: intracellular membrane-bounded organelle; cytosol. Gene Ontology annotation, molecular function: A2-type glycerophospholipase activity. NCBI's taxonomy places the organism in Eukaryota, Fungi, Ascomycota, Sordariomycetes, Hypocreales, Ophiocordycipitaceae.
CACGAUUUCAGUCGAUGAAUGCGAUCUCGCGCGUCCGAUUGUGUAUCGAGACAUGAUGAAGCGGACAUUAUGUAUGGGGAUAUGUGCCGUAGCCCUGCUGUAUACGUCAAGCGCGGCACAGCAUGUCGAUGAGCGUCGCGCAGCUCCCGUGGCCCCCGACGGCUACGCCCCAGCGUCGGUGCCAUGUCCAAGCCCUCGUCCGACCAUCCGCCAUGCUUCAGGGUUGUCGGACGAGGAAAAGGCAUGGCUGCCGCUUCGUGACAAUGAGACUGCGCCUGCCCUUCGGUCUCUGCUCGGGCGACUCAACAUCAGCGGCUUCGACGCCACGACGUACAUCAAUUCAAUCGUUGAUGACAUAAAGGCAGGGAAAGACAAGGCGUUGCUGCCCCGAGUCGCUGUGGCUGUUUCGGGCGGUGGCUACCGGGCACUCAUGAAUGGUGCCGGAGCCCUCGCCGCGUUUGACAACCGAACCGCCAAUUCGACAGGGCAAGGGCAGCUCGGUGGUCUGCUGCAGGCGUCGACGUACCUGAGCGGACUCUCCGGGGGAAGCUGGCUCGUCGGCAGCUUAUAUGUUCAGAAUUUCACCACUGUAGAGUCCAUUGUCUCAUCUACGAGCGGCUUCUUGAGCACGCUCUGGCAGUUUGACAACUCCAUCAUCAACGGACCCGCUGGCCUCCGCCCUGGGCAAUACUAUAAUGCUCUCUAUCAAUCGGUAAAUGACAAGAUCGAUGCCGGAUUCAAUACCACGAUCACCGACUACUGGGGUAGAGCUCUAUCGUAUCAGUUAGUAAAUGCCACCGACGGUGGACCAGCAUAUACAUUCUCGUCGAUAGCGAACGACACCGACUUCUCCCGCGCGCUCGCGCCACUGCCUCUCAUUGUCGCGCUCGAGAGGGCCCCCGGCCAGCUUCAAGUGCCCGCAAACGCGACCGUGUUCGAGUUCAACCCUUGGGAGAUGGGCUCAUACGACGCGGGCGCGGCGGCAUUUGCACCUUUGAAGUAUGUCGCAAGUAAUUUCAGCAACGGAGCAAUCCCACGACAGGGCGAGUGUAUCGCCGGACUGGACAACGCCGGCUUCGUCAUGGGGACCUCUUCAUCUCUCUUCAACCAGGCUUUUCUGCAGAUAGGAAAGGCAUCCGGGGUUCCCGACGUGCUGACCCGAGUUCUCAACCGCACGCUGGCCGGCGUCGGUGAGGAUAACGAAGAUAUUGCCAGCUGGCCGAACCCUUUCCUCGGCUUCAAUGCUAGGGACAACAUCAACGCCGAUGCUCGCCUUCUGACAUUAGUCGAUGGGGGAGAGGCACUCGAGAACAUUCCAUUGCAUCCGCUCCUUCUGCGAGAGCGUCAUGUCGACACGAUUCUGGCCGUCGACGGCUCUGCUGACACCAUGACUUACUGGCCGAACGGGACGGCAAUGGUAGCCACGUUCAACAAGUCCAUCAGUGGCUCUUCUCCCAACACCAGCAGCGCCUUUCCACCAGUUCCGGACCAGAAUACGUUCGUCAACCUCGGUUUGAACUCGCGCCCCACGUUUUUCGGGUGUGGCAAUACGUCGACACCUCUGAUCGUGUACCUGCCGAACACGCCUUAUACUACAUUGUCCAAUGUGUCAACUUUCGACCUGUCGUACAAUGACUCGCAACGAGACCAAAUCGUGCAAAACGGCUACAAUGUCGCCACCAUGGGUAACGGUACAAUCGACCCGGAUUGGCCCCAGUGUGUGGCGUGUGCGAUACUGUCGCGUAGUUUUGCGCGCACCGGCACGGAAGUGCCCGUAAAGUGUGUCGACUGUUUUACCAAGCAUUGCUGGAACGGAACAACUAACUCUACGGAACCGUCGCUAUUCCAACCACAGCAGGUUAUCGUAGCCGGCGGUGGGGCGAAGGCAAUGCAGCCCAGCGUCCUAGCUAUGCCAGCUCUCAUCUUUUUCAUCACAGCUCUCAUGCUUAUCUAGGACUAUAUAUACCUAGC